AUGAAGACAACUCGAAAAUGCCGAGCGCUGCUCUCCGUUGGUUUAAAUCUCAUUGCUCUCUUAUUCUCCACAACGGCGUUUAUUACUACUUACUGGUGCGAGGGCACCCAGCGAGUUCCCAAACCGAAUUGCAGCAAAGAUCGGCUGCACAACUGCAUAAACUAUGGGGUGAACGAGACGGACCAGAGCAAAGUCCAUUACAGCUGGGAGACUGGGGAUGACAGGUUCCUGUUCAGGCAUUUCCAUACUGGAAUUUGGUACUCUUGCGAAGAAAACAUCAGCGGAGCAGGUGAGAAAUGCAGGAGCUUUAUUGAUCUGGCCCCAGCAUCAGAGAGGGGUGUCCUUUGGCUGUCAGUGGUUUCUGAAGUGCUAUACAUCAUGCUACUGGUCGUUGGCUUCAGUCUCAUGUGCCUAGAACUCUUUCACUCCAGCAAUGUGAUCGAUGGACUCAAGCUGAAUGCCUUUGCUGCUGUUUUCACUGUUCUCUCAGGACUCCUGGGAAUGGUGGCACACAUGAUGUACACCCAGGUCUUUCAGGUCACUGUCAGCCUGGGCCCAGAGGACUGGAGACCUCACUCCUGGGAUUAUGGCUGGUCUUUCUGUCUAGCCUGGGGUUCUUUCACUUGCUGCAUGGCUGCCUCCGUUACUACCCUUAACUCUUACACAAAGACUGUCAUUGAGUUCAGGCACAAGCGCAAAAUGUUUGAGCAAGGCCUCCGUGAAGAACAGACUUUCCUCGACCAGGAGACCUUCAACUACUUCCGAGACAGAUCGGUGCAGUCCAUCUCCAGCUCAGUGGAGGUGUUCCCCAGCCAAGGAGGCGGUGCGGGCAAAGCACUCAGACCUGCGUCUUCUAUAGACCUGGGGGAGAUCCCCGAGUCUUUGGGAGAGGAGCAAUGCUGAAAAGGCCGGUAUACUCGUGUCCAGAACCCACCUACCCCAUGGCUAUGACACGAAGGGGAAUUUCACAAGAAGUGACUCCAUGAGGUGCAUCAUCGAAAGAAUUACUGGCGGCACCAGGCGUUUUCUUUUCAGAAAUAUGUCUUGCUAGGGGUAGAAAAUUGUGCUCAUGGGCCAUUAAUAACAUAUAUGGGGUGCAUACAAAAUAUUAUAAAUACAUGUUCAGUUAACAGUGUCAAAUAUAGGUAAAAAAUUUGCUGUUUGGACAUUUUCAGAAUAUAGAUAAUAUUUUUUGUGAGGCCAAAUGGUUAACAUAUACAUUGUAAGUUAUGGAACUAAACAAAUGUAUUUACAUACAAGAGAACCAGGACUGGACUUUUCUGACAAGGAACAAUAUCACUGCCAUACAACAGUUUCCAAAUUCUACACUUGGAAAAAAACAUUCCUUCAUUCUACAAUUCAUUUCACUCAGCUUGAAACUUGCUUCUGACACUUUCAAUACUGUGUGCUUUUUAAAUAUAGUUUUUAAAUUUAUAUAUUGUAUGUUUAAGGGCUUAAAUUCAUUGUUGUGGAGAUACUAAACAUCAGUACUGCACUUGCUGUUAAGCCUUAGUAAAAUAUCUAUUGUUAUCUUUAUGUUAAAUUGCAUCAAGGAGCUACAUUUUUAUGUAAUUUGGACAAUAUUGACAAGCAUUCCAUGUUAGUGUCCCUUUUGAGAUGCCAUGCCAGGGAGCAAAAACUACUGAUCUCCCAUUCUAUUGAAAUUCACUGGGUUGAUUUCUCGCACUAGCUAUGUUAUAUCUUAUCUUGAUAAACCAUGAAUAAGUGCUCAAAGGUCAAAUUUAUAUGGUCACUUAUAAUAUUUCAAAAGGGAAUAUGAGACAAUUUGCCAGUGUAAACACUAAUCAUAACACUAUAGAGCAGUGCAGAUUGAAGCUAUUGUGCUAGUGUUGUGGUAUUGUAAAUGCGAUUGGUUUAAUAGAUUGUGAUAGGUGUAGCAAGAGUGACUGAGGAGCAUACUGUCCUGUAAAAAAUGGUAGCAAUCUUGUCAGUGAAAUCCUUUAAUGAAAGGGAAAAACAGUAUAAUAUUCCUGUGAUUUAACUGUAUAAAUCUUGUUAUUUUAUGGGAUGCCUGUUAAAUAAUGAGUUAUUGACAGUAUUCGACAUGACAUUGACAAUUUCUUGGGAAAAUCAAAUUUUUGCCCUGAUCUUUGCACUGUUAUUUUUAUGAUUCAAUUUCUACCCAGAAAUUUGCAUUAUGCAAUUUUUUCAACUGAUUUUCAAUCAUUUAUUUAUUUUAUAUUCAAAAUUAGCACCGAUAAAUUCCCAGAUUUUUUGUAAAAUAUAAAACAAAAACGAAGGGCCUUGGCAUAUGCGUGCGCGCGCGCGUGUGUGUGUGUGUACAAAAACUAGGGUUACUGAGCAAUAAAUGUUAUGUGAAUCGCGGAGAAGAAAAUGUGAGACCAAAGUUUAAACUAAAUGUUCAUUAGCAAACAUUACAUUGAAUACUGUAAAUUUGGCAUAAUAGUAGACAAUUAAUUGGUCAAAGACAAAUUUGAGGAAUAAAAACAUGUGGUGUGUAUAAAGGAAUACUCUUGUUUUAUAUAUAUUUUUUGUGUGGCAUGUUAACUAUGAUUUACAGCAAUAUAAAAAACUUAAGAGCGUGUGGGCACAUUCACAGUUUGUGUAGGUAGGUCAUUCUGAGAGGUAGGUCUGUUUUUCACAAUACUGGCAACCCCAGGGAGGUGCACAUUUCACUCUAGCAUCACCCAUGGAUGGGAGGGUUUUAGUCAACUACAAUGAUAGUGUCUUUUUGCACACUAGUGACUCCUUCUGUUAAAGCAGUCACCUUCAAGUUCAUCUUCCUGGGCUGUAUAUGAAGUGUCUUCCUUUGACUUAUGUCUGUACAAGCCCAAGCAAGUGAGUUCACAUGCUUUGUAAUAGAGCGUAUGCUUGUCUGUGGCCUCCUGAAUCAGUAAUCAACAAUGAGCAAUGAUAUAGAUACAACUGGGUGUUCCAAAUUGUGGAGGAAAAUAGGGAAAGCACAGAAAAAUAAGGCAUUAAGAAAGGUUGAAACCCUCUUCUUUUAACACCAACUCCUAUUUAACAAAUGAAAUAAACUGCCAACGUCAUUUCAUACAGGGAAAUAUUAUCACAAAAAAGCUUCCAUUUUGGCAUUGUUGUACAUUUUUAUGUGGUGUGGAACACCAAACUAUUAUUUACUUUUUUAUUUAUACUACAGUACCUCAAAAGAUAAAAAUGAUAAAGCAUUGUGUACAUGAUUGCAAGAUGUUGCGGUUGUAGAUCUUGUUAUUUACUUCACAGACGCAGCCUUAAGAGUGAUAAAUCUGAAAUUCAGCUUGACCAGAAAAGCUUGUGAAAGAAAUUUGUUCAUCAUUACUAAGCUUGAGUUGUUUUAUAAGUGUUUUGCACAGCUGGUGAAUGUUAUAAGCAUUCACGUUUAUUUAUUUAUUUUUUAUCAUUUUUUUAAGACAUGUCAGCUCUGUCACUGAUCAGGAGCAUUUAAAAUGUUUUUUUAAAUAUUUUUUUUUAAUCAACUGGUUUCAACCCAUUUCUGACAAGUUUAACACAAUUGUUUAAUCCAAAAGGCAUUGAAUAGUGUAUAAUAUUGAUGACAGUGACCAUACAGUAUCAUAUGAUAAGGCUUUGUUGUCUCCACUUGUGCCUGUAUAAUAAUUGAUAUCAUUUUUGGAAUAUAUUUCCAUGACAGAAUUUGCAAGAAUUCAGUUGAUAGACACUGUGUAUCAUUUAUUUCAUGCUUAUGAUAUGUAAAUUACAUGUCCACAAACAUGCAUUUAUUAUAAGUACAUAUUUAAAAAUAAACAUUUAUAUUUUAAGCCCCUCUGUUAAAAAUAUAUGGCAUAAAAUUGUUAAUUUGGUUGAAAAUAUAUGUCAUCCUUUGUACAAUUAGCACAAUUAGCAUGCAAAACAAUAUAUUAUGCAGGACUCAUUUUUAUUCAUGCAAUGUUUAUUGUGUUCUUAAUUAUCUGGUUCUUAAAUAUAAUUAUCAAGCAAACAAAUGUUCGGUUUUUAGUCAGAACAUCCUUGUUAAAUAUGCUGUAAAUAAAAAGGCAUUAAACAAUG
Messenger RNA from Anguilla rostrata (American eel), 4005 nucleotides. Its product is annotated as germ cell-specific gene 1-like protein. NCBI's taxonomy places the organism in Eukaryota, Metazoa, Chordata, Actinopteri, Anguilliformes, Anguillidae. The coding region runs from base 1 to 903 and encodes 300 amino acids. The record is from RefSeq and is a predicted model, not a curated record. Gene Ontology annotation, cellular component: plasma membrane. The transcript is spliced from 5 exons.